This is a messenger RNA of Rangifer tarandus platyrhynchus (Svalbard reindeer), 1596 nucleotides long. NCBI's taxonomy places the organism in Eukaryota, Metazoa, Chordata, Mammalia, Artiodactyla, Cervidae. The record is from the annotation of a GenBank genome assembly.
AUGGCCAGUCCAGGGAAAGAUAACUAUAGAAUGAAAAGUUAUAAGAAUAAAGCCCUAAACCCCCAGGAGAUGCGUAGACGAAGAGAAGAAGAAGGAAUACAGCUUCGAAAACAAAAAAGGGAAGAACAGUUAUUCAAACGCAGAAAUGUCUCUUUGCCCAGAAAUGAUGAAUCUAUGUUAGAAAAUCCUAUCCAGGAUCCAGACAUCAGUUCCACUGAAGAAGUUAUUACUUCAGAUAUGGUUCAGAUGAUUUUUUCUAAUAAUGCUGAUCAACAACUAACAGCUACACAAAAAUUUAGAAAGCUGCUUUCUAAAGAACCUAAUCCACCAAUUGAUCAAGUUAUACAGAAACCAGGAGUGGUGCAGAGAUUUGUGAAAUUUCUUGAAAGAAAUGAAAAUUGUACAUUACAAUUUGAAGCUGCGUGGGCAUUAACUAAUAUAGCAUCUGGAACUUUUCUGCAUACCAAAGUAGUGAUUGAAACUGGGGCUGUUCCAAUUUUUAUCAAACUUCUUAAUUCAGAGCAUGAAGAUGUUCAAGAACAGGCUGUUUGGGCACUUGGUAAUAUUGCUGGUGACAAUGCAGAAUGCAGAGAUUUUGUUUUGAAUUGUGAAAUACUUCCACCUCUUUUAGAGUUACUAACAAAUUCAAACAGACUUACAACAACCAGAAAUGCCGUAUGGGCCCUCUCAAAUUUAUGUAGAGGCAAAAAUCCUCCUCCAAACUUUAGUAAGGUUUCACCUUGCUUAAAUGUCCUGUCACGAUUGCUGUUUAGCAGUGACCCAGAUGUAUUAGCAGAUGUGUGUUGGGCCCUUUCUUAUCUUUCUGAUGGAUCCAAUGAUAAAAUUCAAGCAGUCAUUGAUUCUGGAGUCUGUCGAAGAUUGGUGGAACUUUUGAUGCACAAUGAUUAUAAAGUUGUAUCACCUGCAUUAAGAGCAGUUGGUAAUAUUGUGACUGGUGAUGAUAUUCAAACACAGGUAAUUUUGAAUUGCUCUGCUUUACCCUGUCUUUUACACUUACUGAGUAGCUCAAAGGAGUCAAUCAGAAAAGAAGCCUGCUGGACUGUUUCGAACAUCACUGCUGGAAACAGAGCUCAGAUUCAGGCUGUUAUAGAUGCAAAUAUUUUUCCUGUUUUAAUUGAGAUUCUUCAGAAAGCAGAGUUUCGCACCAGGAAAGAAGCAGCUUGGGCUAUAACUAAUGCAACAUCAGGAGGCACUCCAGAACAGAUCAGGUAUUUGGUAGCCUUGGGCUGCAUUAAACCACUUUGUGAUCUAUUGACUGUUAUGGACUCUAAAAUAGUUCAAGUGGCUUUAAAUGGACUUGAAAAUAUUUUACGGCUUGGAGAACAAGAAUCUAAGCAGAACGGAAUAGGCAUUAAUCCAUACUGUGCCCUCAUUGAAGAAGCAUAUGGUCUAGAUAAAAUUGAAUUUCUGCAAAGCCAUGAAAAUCAGGAAAUUUACCAAAAGGCUUUUGAUCUGAUUGAACAUUACUUUGGUGUAGAAGAUGACGACCCCAGUGUUGUACCUCAAGUGGAUGAAAAUCAGCAACAGUUUGUAUUUCAGCAGCAGGAAGCACCAAUGGAAGGGUUCCAACUGUAA